GGUAUAAAUUAUACAUUCAGUUAUAAGUGCAUUCCUCAUGAAUUAAUUGUCAAUUAAAAAAAAUAGAUAAAGUUCUUAUAUUAAAUUAACAUGUCUUGGAAUUCAAAGACUUGGGCUUGGGUUAAAAAAUACUUUUCUGUUAAUCCUUUAUCUACUGACGGUAUGCCAGUUGUUGGCAAAUUCCGUACACCUGCUGUAGGUUCUCGCCCUGAAAAAUACACAUAUCCUAAAUCAUCAGCUUCAAAUUUGAGUAACAACUAUUAUUUCCAAAGAGAUACUCGUAGAAAUUAUCCUAGAUUAGCUGUCUAUACUCAACAAGAUGUUGCUCUUUUACUUGAAGGUGCACCUGUUAAGCCCGAACUUUCCGCUGAAACAGCAGUUAAACAAACAACUACUACUACAGUCGAGACUAAACCUCUUAACGAAAUUUUAAAUUCUCAAAUACUUUAUACAACAGAAAAGCUUGCACCUGCUCCUAGAUUUGGCCAACAAGUUAAAUGGAAAGUAUCAGAAGAUUUUAUUCCUCCUAAUGAUGGUUCUUACUUCCCUAUGAGAGUUUAUACUACUUAAAAAUUCAUGAACAGUUAAUUUAUACAUGGAAAUAAAGAAAGGAAAAAAAAAA
Messenger RNA from Cokeromyces recurvatus, 622 nucleotides. RefSeq lists its product as uncharacterized. The transcript has 5 exons. NCBI's taxonomy places the organism in Eukaryota, Fungi, Mucoromycota, Mucoromycetes, Mucorales, Mucoraceae. The record is from RefSeq and is a predicted model, not a curated record. The coding region runs from base 91 to 570 and encodes 159 amino acids.